Molecule: messenger RNA, 4274 nt
Organism: Trachymyrmex septentrionalis
Lineage: Eukaryota; Metazoa; Arthropoda; Insecta; Hymenoptera; Formicidae
Product: junctophilin-1-like
Exons: 10
Coding region: 764-3553 (929 amino acids)
Cellular component (GO): plasma membrane; junctional membrane complex; endoplasmic reticulum membrane
Source: RefSeq, a predicted model, not a curated record
GCUAGAGAGUAGAGCUUGAGGCGCGCGCGGCACCGCUCUAGCGGCCACGCUAGAGCGUAACGGACGGACGGACGGACGGACCGGCGCACCGGCGCAACACCGUGCCUGCGGCCCGUACAGAUGCUGACGAUGAUGCUGAUGUCGGUGCCGUUGCCGUUGCUGCCGAUGUCGCGCACCGGGCUGGAACCACAUCGUCCGCCGCCCGCGCCGUGAAGAAAGCGCGACCGCGCGCGCGCGCGCGCGCGUGCGAGAUCCACGGGUGUGCGGGGUGUCCACGUGCGUGUACCUGCCCGUAUAUACGUGGAUGCCUACGUGCAGUUGUGUACGCGCGUGCAUAUACAUGUGUACUGAGAGUUCGGCUUCGCUCUUCGUCUUACUUCCACCUCGCAACCCGUCUCGAGAUAGACUCAGUGUCCGCCGAGGCUUCAUCCGUCGGUCCAGUCCCGUGGAUCUUAGUCAUCGACCGUUCCACCAGAUCUGGUGGAGGCGGACGUGAGAAGGCGACGGCGAGGGCGGCGAAGAAGAUUACGACGACGUCGAAGGAGAAGGUGGCGGAAAAUGGAGCAGCGUACGGGGCAGGGCAGAUGUUACUGACGUUACUGAGCAAGCACAAAUACGACCGCGACGACGAUAACGAUCACGACGAAGACGAAGACGAGGGUAACGAGGGAGUCGAAGAGUAGUAGUAGCAGCAGGAGAAGAAGGCGGAAGAGGUGAAACGAGGAAAAAACGAACGACAGUGCCUGCGCGGUAACUGCAAGAGAUGCAGCAACAACCGCACUCCGGCCAACAACCUGGGUCCGGGGCGCCGAAUGGGGUGGCGGGGGGUGCCCAAUUGCCACAAACAGGUGGCAUAAGUCCGGCGCAACCUGGCGCGACCGGCACCGCCGCUAAUCGCGCGCAAGUUAACGGGGGUAGAUUCGACUUCGACGACGGUGGGACCUACUGCGGCGGCUGGGAAGACGGAAAGGCCCAUGGCCACGGCGUGUGCACCGGGCCCAAGGGCCAGGGCGCCUAUUCUGGCAGCUGGCACUUCGGCUUCGAAGUAUCCGGCGUCUACACCUGGCCUAGCGGGUCAGCCUACGAAGGACAAUGGCAGAACGGCAAGAGACACGGCUUGGGUAUGGAGACCCGUGGCCGUUGGCUCUACCGGGGAGAAUGGACUCAGGGAUUCAAGGGUCGUUACGGGGUGCGGCAGUCUACUACCUCCACUGCGAGAUACGAGGGCACGUGGUCCAGCGGUCUGCAGGACGGUUACGGUUCCGAGACUUACGCCGACAGCGGUACUUAUCAAGGCCAAUGGCUCCGCGGCAUGCGGCAUGGUUACGGGGUGAGGGCGAGCGCGCCGUUUGGUUUGGCCAGCCACUACAAACCUCCGAAGCAAGUAAGAGCGUCCUUGACGUCGUUGAGGAGCGCCGACGGAGGACCAGCGGUCGCUCCAACGCCGGAACCUACCGACAGAAGGGAUCGACGUGUGGACGACAGCCGAGGUGGAUUCGUCCUGAAAGCCAGGAGCGACGAUCCACCGGCUCGGAGAAAGAGCCUCACCGAAAAGUCCCUGAAAAAGGGCAUUCUCUCGGGUCUUAAGAUACGAAAGCAGAGGAGCACGGGAGAUUUGGAGAAACGUGGUACCGGUGGUAGUAUCAGAAGUAAUGCCAGCUCAGCGUCGUGGAUGUCGACCGAGAGCUCGCAAAGUCAAGCCUCGGCGUCGGUUCACACAGACAGCAAUGCGUCCUUUGUCAUCGAGGACGAACAGAUGGACGCGUCGGUAACUGAGACGUACUUGGGCGAAUGGAAGAACGACAAGAGGACCGGCUUCGGCAUAUCCGAGAGAAGCGACGGGUUGCGAUAUGAAGGCGAAUGGUUCAACAAUCGCAAAUAUGGCUACGGUGUCACCACGUUCCGUGACGGCAGCAAGGAGGAAGGAAAGUACAAGAACAACGUGCUUAUCACUAGCCAGAAAAAGAAGCAUCUCUUCCUAAUCAGGUCCGCGAAAUUCCGUGAAAGGAUAGAGGCGGCAGUGAGCGCAGCUCAGCGGGCGAGCAAGAUCGCUCUGCAAAAAGCCGAUAUCGCUAUCUCUAGGACGGCAACGGCGCGAGGUAAAGCGGAAUUGGCCGACAUCGCCGCCGAGCACGCCAGAGAGGAUUCCGAACUAGCGCAACAAACGGCGAGGCAGUUCGCGCCAGACUUCCGACAGCCGGGCUUAGAAAGGUUACGGAACAGGGAGAUACCCAAGUACGUCCCGCCGCCACAGGAUUCCAUGCCGGGUAAGAGUAUCCUGCAUAAGACAGCCAGCGUGGACCAACCCAGCGGCGCCACGCCGAUCAAGAGCGCCACGAUUGACUCCGCAACGACGGCGAUAACGACGUCGACGAACGCGACGCCAGCAUCCGCAGCGAACAACACCGUCAGCAAUGUGAUGCAAUCGAUACGUAGGACCAGUGUGAAGCCUCUGCCGCAGAAUCAGCUGCCUAUGCAAAACCAGAUACCGAAUCAGAUACCGCUGGUGAACCAGGCAUCCAUGAAUCAAUUGAACACUCAACAGACCUCGCUGAUCGGUCAGAAUCCGUAUCAACAGUAUCCGUAUCAGCAGCAAAACAUGACGCAAAACCCGGUCCCGACAAGCCAGUACUCGAACAGUAUACCGAACCAGUAUCAACCGAAUCAAUACAGCCAGCAGCACCACCAGUUCGUCCAGAACAAUCCGUACCAGACGCAGUAUCAACUGACUAAUCCAUCUCAGGUUGAGCAACAAUACUCCGAUUAUCAGCAACAACAGCAACAACAGCAACCAAUCGGAUUGCACGAUUUCCAAAAUUUGCAGGCUUAUCCCACUCAGCAGACUGUACUACCCAAUCAAUAUGGGCCUGGCCAGAUGAAUCAGUACAAUUCACAGCCAAUGUACGCACAACAAACGCACCCGUCGCAAUACCAGCCUGAUAACAUCAUGGAUGCAGCGAGACCGCCGAGCUCCACGAGUUUACGAAGAAAUAGCAGAGUCUUGAGUCCUCAGGAUCGACCUGGCAUUAUUGGUCAAACGCUAAACGACAGGCUGGAUCAUUACAAGAGACCACCUAGUCGCGACAGUUCUGUAGAUCGUUAUGCCAGAGCGCAUUCCCGGUUAACUGGAUCGAGACAACCAUCCGUCGACAAAACCAUAUCGAACCCACCUCCGGAGAUGCUCGACAGAUCGACGAGAGCUCCAAGCGCGAUAAGAGGAGGGACGCCGCUGAAUGGUUCCGUGAUAGGCAGCGGCGCCGCGACGCCGACAUACGCCGCGCCAACUCCUAACCAGUUUGAGGGGGCUCUCAUAAAAAAUCGUAGUCUUGGACAAGACAUUCUGCCGAGUCCUGGACAGCCUAAGCGCACCGAGAGCCUUUACAUGGCUCGCGGACAGCCCGGCGGCGGUGGCGGUGGCGGUGGCGGUGGCGGUGGUGGUGGUGGUGGUGGUGGAGGCGGCGGCGGCGGUGGUGGUGGUGGUAUUGUGCCGAAGGAAGCAGGCCGGACGGUCCCCGCCUUCGCCGCAACGUCAAAGGGCCGCGCAACCCUAUAAGUAUAAGUAUAAAAUAUGUAUACAGAGCGAUGUUAUGUAAUAGCGGUUGGCAAGGAAGCGCAGCUUUCGAUAGGCUCACGUUGCAUUUCGAGCCGAAUCGGAAAUCUAAGAAAUCACGAUUCGCGCAACCCCCCCCCGCCCCCGACAUUCCGCCGUUUCCGCCCAACUCACCUCGGCAUUAAAUAUUUCAGAACGAAUUAAGUUCCGAUAACGAAUCUUGUCUCGGGGUAGUUUUGAACGCGCGCAUUGACGAUAUUUUUCUAUGAAUUUACGAAUCUCUCUGCAUCGUCCGAUAUUACCUUAACUAACGGAGAGACGCGAUUGCGCGGCUUGAACACGCUGUGUCCGAAUAAUUAAUUAUGUUAAUGCAGCUGUCGAAGCAGGCUCGCGAGCAGAACCGACUUGUUCGGUUCCGGUCGGACUGGUUGAAUUUUCGCAGUUUACGCACGUUCACUUGAUAUACAUUGAAAAAUGUGAGGUAGGUUUCCAGAGCGGGGCCUUAUAUGAAAAUGAGAGAAUUUUCUAGUAACGAACAUUUUUUCGUGAAAAAUUUUGGUGCUAUGUUAUGGGACGUAACGCUUAAUGGAAGAGACAUUUGUACCUGGUAUAGAUUGCUAUUAGCUGUUAACUUCGCCGCGGUGUCGAACAAUAAAGACGCUCAUUAAUAGAAUCGCGGCUGAAGGAAGCGCAUUUGAAAUGAGCAAUGCAUAUUUAUGGGAGA